GGGCAGGGCUGUGGGACGGAGCGAGGCCCGGAAAGAAAGGAGGACCCUGACUGCGGAACCGGGCUGGGCCGUGCCGGCCCAGGAGGUGCUAAGUUAUGGCAGUGUGGAUCCAAGCUCAACAACUUCAAGGAGACGCUCUAAGACAAAUGCAGGCCUUAUACGGACAACAUUUCCCCAUUGAGGUUCGCCAUUACCUCUCCCAGUGGAUUGAAGCCCAGCCAUGGGAUUCUAUAGAUCUUGACAAUCCUCAGGAAGGUGUCAGAGCUGCACAAUUGUUGGACGGACUGAUCCAGGAGCUUCAAAAAAAGGCAGAGCACCAAGUGGGUGAGGACGGCUUCCUUCUAAAGAUCAAACUUGGUCAUUACGCCACUCAGCUGCAGAAUACAUAUAAACACUGCCCCCUGGAGUUAGUACGCUGUAUUCGACACAUCCUAUACCACGAGCAACGUCUGGUGCGAGAGGCUAGAAAUAGCCCUUUACUGGCCAGCAGUAUGGCUGACGCCGAGACUCAGAAGCAUCUUCAGAUCAACCAGACUUUUGAUGAAUUACGCAUGUUCACCCAGGACACUGAGAAUCAGCUGAAAAAGCUUCAGCAGCAUCAGGAAUAUUUCAUCAUCCAGUACCAAGAGAGUCUUCAUCUGCAAGCCCAAUUUAGUCAGCUCUCUCAGCUGAGCCCACAGGAACGUAUGGUCCGUGAACCUACUUUGCAGCAAAAGAAGUCAUCCCUGGAAGCUUGGCUGCACCGGGAGGCUCAGACACUGCAACAGUAUCGUGUAGAACUGGCUGAAAAGCACCAGCAGACACUGGCUUUGCUUCGCAAGCAGCAAACUAUAAUCUUGGAUGAUGAGUUGAUCCAGUGGAAGAGGAGGCAGCAACUAGCAGGAAAUGGCGGUCCCCCUGAGGGGCCUUUAGAUGGCCUGCAAGCAUGGUGCGAAAAAUUGGCUGAAUUCAUUUGCCAGAACCGCCAACAAGUACGCCGUGCCGAACACUUAUACCAGCAGCUCCCUAUUCCUGGACCAAUUGAAGAGUUGCUCUCAGAUGUUAAUGGCACGGUCACAGACAUAAUUUCUGCGCUAGUCACUAGCACAUUCAUAAUAGAAAAGCAGCCUCCACAGGUGCUAAAGACUCAGACUAAAUUUGCAGCGACAGUACGACUGCUGGUUGGUGGAAAGUUAAAUGUUCACAUGAACCCACCACAAGUAAAGGCCACCAUCAUCAGUGAGCAGCAAGCCAAAGCUCUACUGAAGAAUGAGAGUACCCGCAAUGAGUCCAGCGGUGAUAUCUUGAACAAUUCCUGUGUUAUGGAAUAUCAUCAGGCAACUGGAACACUGAGUGCUCAUUUCCGCAACAUGUCCUUGAAGCGGAUCAAGCGUUCAGACCGUCGUGGUGCUGAGUCAGUGACUGAGGAGAAGUUCACCAUUCUCUUUGAGUCUCAUUUCAGUGUAGGUGGCAAUGAGCUGGUAUUCCAGGUGAAGACAUUAUCUUUGCCAGUGGUGGUGAUUGUGCAUGGCAGCCAGGAUAAUAAUGCUACUGCCACAGUGCUGUGGGACAACGCUUUUGCAGAGCCAGGACGUGUGCCCUUUGCUGUGCCAGACAAAGUGAUGUGGUCCCAGCUGUGUGAGGCUCUCAACAUGAAGUUCAAGUCUGAAGUCCAGAGCAGUCGUGGGCUCACCAAAGACAACCUCCUCUUUCUUGCCCAAAAGCUCUUCAAUAGCAGCAUGAAUCAUCUGGAAGAUUAUAACAAUAUGACUGUCUCCUGGGCUCAGUUCAACAGGGAAAAUCUUCCAGGGCGCAAUUAUACAUUCUGGCAAUGGUUUGAUGGAGUGAUGGAAGUCCUGAAGAAACACCUGAAGCCUCACUGGAAUGAUGGGGCUAUUCUAGGUUUUAUCAACAAGCAGCAAGCACAUGAUUUGCUAAUCAGCAAACCAGAUGGAACUUUCCUCUUGAGGUUCAGUGACUCCGAAAUUGGAGGGAUCACGGUUGCCUGGAAGUUUGAAAAUGCUGAGAGAAUGUUCUGGAACUUAAUGCCCUUCACCACCCGUGACUUCUCCAUCCGCUCCCUGGCAGACCGCCUUGGUGACCUUCCAUAUCUCACUUUUGUGUAUCCUGAUAGACCCAAGGAAGAUGUUUUCUCCAAAUAUUAUAUGCCAAUCACUUCAGCAAAGGCUAUAGAUGGAUAUGUAAAGCCGCAGAUCAAGCAAGUUGUACCCGAGUUUGCUGCACCAUCAGGAGAUUCUGCCAAUGGAGGGACUACCUACAUGGAACAAGCAUCAUCACCAGCUGUUUGCCCUGCUCCUCACUACAACAUGUACACCCAAAAUCCUGACUCUGUGCUGGAUCCAGAAGGAGAAUUUGACUUGGAUGAUUCAAUGGAUGUGGCACGACAUGUGGAGGAAUUGCUGAGGCGCCCCAUUGACAGCCAGUGGAUCUCCCAUAACCAGUCUUGAUCCUGCUCCUUCCCUGGAGAGACCAUGAGGCAACUGUGAAAUAUUAGAAACCCUUCCCUGAGGGAGUUUGUAGCUGCUGUAAGAAUGGGUUUCCUCACCCUGUGGGGGGCCUCUGGCUGAGAGGGUAAGGUACCUGAGGGAUAGUAGGUGCUGUUUCUUCCCUUGCCCAUAUGGGGAAGGCAGUAGAGUGCUUUGCUUGAUUUUCCAUCUGCUUUUCUGAAAAGCUUGCCUCAGGCUUUCCGCUUCUGCAUAAGACUUUCUCCUUCUGCCAAGCUACCAUUUCAUUUGUACUAGGAAUCCUUCUCUUUCCUCCCCCCACCCUCAAUGUAUUACAUUGCCCUUCCUGUCUAGAAGCCUUUUGGUAUCUGGGACAAGAAGAGACUGAGCUACGGAGGAGUGUAAGCCUUAUUCAAACCCUUGUCAUUUAGUGUCCGAUUUAUUACUAUUCUUUAUUGCUUCCAAUAUAAACAGUAUGCUUAUGCCUGCAUUUGACUUACACUUCCAGGGUACGUGCCUACAUGCAGCCUUCUGUGUAAAAGAGGCAUUCACUUUGGGAGCUCUUUUUUUGUUUUUAGCCUUUGAUGCAUUGCAGCCUAACCCUGCCUAAGUGCUCUGGAGCCUUUUUCAUAUGCCUAACCACUCACUUCCAGCUUUUUUCAAUUUUCCUUGUUGCGAGAUGCUUGCUUACCUCCAAGCUCCUGCAUUUAGUGCUAUUGGCUUUUGAUAUGUCAGAUGCUUUUUUCCUACGAAUCACAAAUACAUCAGAUUGUGGAGGAUGCUUUCAUUUAAAUACAGAAUUACAAUUAGUAUAAUGGUUUCCCUCUUCUUGAAUUUGAGGGUAGUGACUGGGGAGCAGUUCGAAGGAUUUGACUGCUAAGUACAGAGGGAAAAAGACAUUUUGACUCCUAAAUGUCCCAACAAACUUUUCUAUUCUCUUCCUCUCACCAUGUCUCCCCAUUAGGCUGAACAACUGGGAAAAAACAGAUUCAUAUAUGCACUAUUUUUAUACCUAGUAUUCAGUAAAGCUCAGAUUAUUUUAACAGUUACAGAUUUUACACAAAUAUCUGUGGACCGGGUGCUAUAUUUUGAAAAAUGGUCCAGUUUCCAGUCCAGCCAUAAUUAUAUUUUUGUUGGGAUUGAUAAAUCACCCAACAAAAGUCAUGAGAUGCAGGGGGGAGAAAAUGCCUAAGGAUUGGGACUUAGUGUUUGCAGGGUUUCUCCUCCUCUGUUCAUUGAAAACAAACACAUUUUUCAAGAGCUUAUUUAAAAAUAUAAAGAUUAGGUACUUUUAUCUAAGCAAAAAAGUUUGCAACAGUGGGGCUUAAUUAAUUUUUAUUCCUCAGGAACUCACCCAACUUCUGACUGAGCUAGGAAAAAGCAUGUUAUAUGCACUUUGCCCUGGCAGUACCUCUUAUAACAACUGUUUGAAGGUUAGAAAAUAUACAUCUUUAGGGUAAACAAAGUCUAGUCACUUGGAAGUCAUCCUUAAAGAUCAACUGUUGUUGAAACAAUUUCUUGCUUUCUGCUAAUACUCUGUUUUCAAACAAGUCAUUUCUAGGAAUAACUAUGAUACUCUUUAGAAUAGUGUAUUCAUUAUAGUGGAAUCAUUAGUAAAUGCAUCAGUAACUAUUGUCUUUGGAAAAUAGAUCCCCUCCCAAAUAGCAUUUCUGUUGCAGAUCUUUUGGUGGUGGGUUAGUUGCUUCACUACUGUAACUCACUAUUCUUACUAAUACCUGCAAUAUAAGUAAAUUUCUUUCCUGACUUCCUGAAUUAUUUUGAAAAACUGAUACUUAUAUAUAUAUAUAUAUACACAUAAGCCUUUUCUUCUGCACAAGCAUAUACUGCCUAGUAUUUUUAAAAAUUCCUUCUAACUAUAAUACAUUUACUUCCAUCUUCUUUUACUGCACAAUGAUACAGUCAUUGUGGGAGAGUCAGCAGUAGUAUCUUUACAGUAUUUUUAGUAUAAGUCAUAAGAAAGUCCUGAGGACAUGUGCCCAGGACCAUACAGUUAUUCUGCAGUAGUAAUUUAGCCUUUAGCACAAAUUAAAUCUUUGAACUUUAUUUACAUUAAUUUCAAUUUUUUCAUUCAUAGUUUUGAAAUACUUGAUAGAUGCCUUUUCUCUCUCUCUUUUUUUUGAUUAGUCUUUUCAUUGCCUUUAUUUGAAUGACUGUGGGCAACAAUGCUUCUCAAAUACCACUUUCUAAGCUGGGAUAGAAUGUUCCUGGGAAGUAUCAUUUAUAUCCAGUUCAAAAACUUCUCAGAUCUUAGGCCAAACUGGUGCCCUCCAGAUGUAAUGGACACUAAUACUUAUCAUUCCAGCUAGCAAUUUAUAGGGGUGGCUGAUCUAGCUGCAACUUCCUUAUUUUAUCAUCCUUAUAUGUUAGCUGACUUUCUUUCAAACUAGUUUCCUGUCUCAGAUUCUUUUGAGUUGCACACAAACAUCCCUACUGUCCUUAAAGCAAGUAUUAAUUAAUAAUUUUUUGUAGUUAUUGUAUCAGCACAAUCUUACAAAGUCUAUUCUUAAUUAUCAAUGGGAUUAACUUCCAAAUAAAAAUGCAGAGCAUAGGUGGUAAAUCUGCAGUCUCCCAGAUUUUUCAGAUUGUAGUUUCCAGCAUUCUGAAUUAUCAUGAUCAGUGGAAAGGGCCUGCAAGGAACUUGCAGUUUUCACAACUAUAUAUGAAUCACAUAAAUCAUGUUAUACCAUAUCUUAUUGUAAUGAUAAGUCAUAGUGGUCUGGUUCACAUACUGUCUUAAGCCAUAAAGUAUGGUUCAGGAAUCAUUCUGUGAAGUUUGUACUCGUCUAAAGUCAAAUCAACCAGGUUAUGAUAUAGCACAAUGUUUUAAUAUAUUUGUGGUUCUGUUGUGUCUAUAGUAGAAAACUGUCUCCAACAGAGGAGUAUCCAUUUCAUAAAUUACAUUUGGGAUUUCUGCACAAAAAGGAUACAUUCUUCCCUUGAAUUAAUGUCCUUUCCUGGUCACAGAGGCGUUUUCCACAUCUGCAUUGUUUGCAGACUGCAUAGCAAUUCAAUAUCUGUACCCACCAAUGUGCUCAUCAAUAUCUCCUUUUAUAUCUGUUAAACUUAUUAUACCAUUUGACAUUUAUUUUUAAAAAGAAAGAGAAUAAGACACCGGAGUUCUCUAGCAUCAUCUUUGUUUCUGGAAUUAAUUCUGGACUCACAUGGCUGCAAAAACAAUUCUUAGAGAUGAUGAGUAGAUAGCCCCAGUGCCCUGGAAAAAUGUAUAUCUCUCCAGGGAAAAAAAACCAAGCAGCUAAGUUAAGGUGCUAAACUAUCAGACAACACAAUCACCAGUUAAUCUUGGAUAAAUGAAUAUUUGUAAGAGGCUAUUUGUACAUGAGCAAGUCUGUUUUGCAUCUUCUUUACUGAGCUUGCUCACAAUAGGUUUCAAAAUCUCACAUAUCCACAGAGGCUCCCUUCUGCCGGUGAGUUACAUGACCUGAGGUUUUAUUGAGCCCUUUCCUCCAUAACAAACAACAGUUCCCACCUUAACUGAGUUGUGUUCCAAUGCCAUUGGUUGCUCUUUGAGAGCAGCACAUAGAACUGACCCAUACAGAUGCUUUCUGUUAUACAGAUUGACAUGCCCACUCGAAAUAAAAAAAGAUCUGCAACAAAAGCAUGUUGUUAAUGUUAAUGGUGCUUCUGUUUAAUUUUGUAAAAAUUGCACAUACAUUCUUGGUGGACUGUUCCUACUUCACUUUCAUUAGUCCAAUGGGUCUGUCUGAACAACUGUUAAAAAUAUGGCUACUGUUUCAUAGUGUGGAGGGAGGGAGAUAUCCAUAAAACUGAGACAUACAAACAUUGCACUAUUUUAAAGAAUUGUUUUGCCAAAUGUUUAAAUGGUAUACAAAGUAAAGUUUUCUGCUAAAUAUAUUGUUUGUGUUUGAAAAAAAACUUACGAAGCUAAUGUUUUCAUUUUUGUUUUAAACUAUAAAAGGGAUAGCAACCUCAAGAUAUAUUGCUUAAUUAAGUUUUUUUUUGACACAAAAGCCAUCUAUGUGGAAAAAAAAUCUUUAUUUUGAUGAAAUAUCCAUGUUUUGGAAAAAGAUGUUGUAAUUUUUGUGCUACAAUAAAGUAUUGUAGGGAG
Molecule: messenger RNA, 6552 nt
Organism: Thamnophis sirtalis
Lineage: Eukaryota; Metazoa; Chordata; Lepidosauria; Squamata; Natricidae
Product: signal transducer and activator of transcription 5B
Biological process (GO): regulation of DNA-templated transcription; signal transduction
Molecular function (GO): DNA-binding transcription factor activity; DNA binding
Source: RefSeq, a predicted model, not a curated record